CACACCAGACCACCAGGAAGACAGAAAAAACCCCCAGGAAGCGAUACACCAGCUCUGCUCCUAGUAAGCGACUCCGACAUUGUCUCCAGCAAACCUUACAGAGAUUAAUGAGUCGUAAGAAAUGGACGACUUAGGGUAUAUUUUAGGCGCCUCUAAAAGCAAUCCUUACAGAGAUUAAUCAGUCGUCAGAAAUGGACGGCUUAGGGUAUUUUUGAGGCGCCCCUAAAAGCAAUCCUUACAGAGAUUAAUCAGUCGUGAGAAAUGGACGGCUUAGGGUUCUUUUGAGGCUUAGGGUAUUUUUGAGGCGCCCCUAAAAGCAAUCCUUACAGAGAUUAAUCAGUCGUCAGAAAUGGACAGCUUAGGCAAUUUUUUAGGCGCCUCUAAAACCAAUCCUUACAGAGAUUAAACAGUCGUCAGAAAUGGACGGCAAUUCCUACGGCCGUCAUCAUCGCCGUCAGUACAGUCGGAGCCAUCUUCCCUACGCCGUCCCACAAGCUCUCGGAGCCAGCGAUGGCUGUUCCUCCCUAUGGCCAGCCGCUCCUAGCAGUAUCCCUGGUGGCAGUAUCGCCAGCAAUAUUGCUGGCACUACUAUCCCCGAUGGCUUCCCGGGCGGUUUCCCCGGCAAUGCCGCCGCCGUUCCCACCGCUUCCGCCUCCGCCGCUGUUUCCAUCCCCCAGUUUCUCCCCACUCACUCGCCGGUCGUUUCCGCCUUCGGGGCAGCUCGUUCCGCCGCGGAGCAUUCGGGGGGGGCAUUGCAGCCGUUUUUCCGGAAUGAGGCGCAGCCAUCCGCGCCAUCCGCCCCUUCCGCACAGUCUGCUCUUGAGUUCGCCCUGCUCGACUCCCAGCUGCUACCCGCAGUCGCGCAGCAGCUGUCGCAGCAGUCGUCGCAGCAACCGUCGCAUCUGCUGUCGCAGGAUGUGCAUCAGGAAGAGCAGUUCGGUCAGGCUCCCUUGCGGCGGAGUCAGCAUCAGCCGCAGCAGUACCAGAACCAGCAGCAACAGCAGCAGCAGCAGCAGCAACAGCAGCGGCAGGGGGAGCAGCAGUUGUUGCAGCACCAGUUUCAGCUGCACGAACAGCAGCAGCAGCAGCAGCUGUUUCAGCAACAUCUCUUCCAGCAACAGUCGCAGCAGCAGCAGCCGCAGGCGCCAGUAGCGGAUCAGCAGCGAGUCAUUCAAUAUCUAGUGCAACAGCAGCGAAACGUCCAAUCGGCCGCAAACUGGCACCGUCAGCAGCUGCAGCCGCAGCAUCAAGGGUACGAGCAGCAGCGUCAGCAGCAGCAGCAAGGGUACGAGCAGCAGCGUCAGCAGCAGCAGCAAGGGUACGAGCAGCAGCGUCAGCAGCUGCAGCAAGGGUACGAGCAGCAGCAGCAAGGGUACGAGCAGCAGCAGCAGCAGCAGCAGCAAGGGUACGAGCAGCAGCAGCAGCAGCAAGGGUACGAGCAGCAGCAGCAGCAGCAGCAGCAAGGGUACGAGCAGCAGCAGCAGCAGCAAGGGUACGAGCAGCAGCAGCAGCAGCAGCAGCAGCAGCAAGGGUACGAGCAGCAGCAGCAGCAGCAAGGGUACGAGCAGCAGGGCCCAUCAGAGCCGUACCAGCAGCAGCAGGUCUACCGGCAGCAGCAGGCGCAGCAGCCACAGGAGCAGUUUCAGAUUGAGCAGCAACAGCAGCAGCAGCAGCAGCAGCAGGUAGAUCAUCCGUAUUUUCUCGACUUUAUGCACCAGCAGCAGCAGCCGCACGAUCAGCAGCAAUUGCAGCCGCCAGAGGAGCUGCAGCAGGUGGGGCAGCAUGCAGAGGAAAACGAUUUUCAGACGCAGCUACACCCGUUCUACACCCAGCAGCAGCAGCAGCAGCACGAGGAGGCAGCAGAGGAGGAGGAUGUGGGGGAGGAGGAGGAGGAGGAGGAGGAUGAAGAGGAGGAAGAGGAGGAGGCUGAGGGAGAGUAUCCGGAAGAGGGAGAGCAGCACGAGUUGCAGGGGGGCUUAUCGCUUGUCGGCUCCGCAGUGGCAGGUUUGGAACUCGUAGGCUCGGCAGUGGCAGACCUAGCAACGGACGGAGCAGUCCCGUUUGUUCUGGAAGAGGUUGAGAUUGAGGGUGCGAUUGAAGAACCAGGGGAGCAUGGCGCGGAAACAGGUGUGAAAGGGAGCAGAAAGAGGAGGUUGGAGGACUUGGACUGGGGGGAAGAAGAAGAGGAAGAGGAGGAGGGAGACGAGGGAGGAAACGCAGGAGAAGGGGAAGAGGAGGGGGAUGGAGAGGAGUGCAAGGAGGGAGAACAGGAAGGCGAGCAGGAAGGAGAGCAGGAAGGAGAGCAGGAAGGAUUGCAGGACGGAGAGCAGGAGAAGGAGGGGGAUGGAGUGAGUGAGGAAGCGUCACUCGUCCGCCCAUCCUUUCCCACAACUCCCUCCCCGCUCCUUUGCUCCGAAGCGGACUUCCAGCAGCUCUUAUCCUGCAUCGAGGCUGCUUCUAACGAGGACGCCAUGGCCAUGGCUCUCCAGCUCCUCCUAGAGGAACAGCGUGCCGCCAAGGAAACCUCCUUCUUCCUAAGACGGCUCCGGUUGAUGCGAGUAGAGUAUCUCCUGCACUACCACUCCCUUGUCCGCUCCAUCACUUUCAAUCUCCACCGAGACGUUGCAGACAAUGAUGCGAUCUGCCAGCAGGAGAUCCAACGGCUGAGGCGCGUCUGCCAGGCCGGCAUGACAGCUGGCGCGACGCUGUCGCAGCACCAGAUGGACCACGCGCGGAUCGAGGAGCGCCCACGGCCCCGCCCCUGGUGGGAGGAGUGUAUUGACCCGAAUUACCCUCCGGAGUCGUUUCAGAAGGCGUUCCGAAUGAGCCGGGAGACGUUUAUGGAGCUCUGUGACAUGCUGGCACCGCUGAUUGUGAAAACGCCAUCCAAAUUCAAGGCAGCCACCAUUUCAGGGGACGUCAGGCUCGGAGCAACGCUCUGGCGCCUGGCCACAGCGGAGCCUAUGUAUAUGAUCUCCAAGCGGUUUGUGCUUAGCAAGUCCACUGUGCAUGUCAUCUCGAAUGACGUGCUCAGAGCACUGAACGAAGUUGUUCUGCCCAAGGUGGUCGUCUGGCCCGAGCCAGGCAGCUCUCGGGCAGCUGAAAUUUCGGCCCAUUUUCUGGAGCUGUGCGGGGUGGAUCACGCCUCUUGGGCGGCCCAGCAGCUGGGGAACGGGCAGCUGAUAGGAACGCUCUACACCACGCACCUCCCCAUCAAAACGCCGCCCUCCAACCUCGGAAAGUUCCUCAAUAAGCAGCACACAGAGCGAUUCGUCCAGCCAUCCUACUCCAUUGCAAUGCAAGCAGCCAUCGACGCCAACGGGCAGUUUAUAAACCUUUGCAUCGGGCUGCCCGGAGCCCUUUCUGAUGAGGAGGUAUUGCAGCAGUCGAGUCUCUUCCAGAAGGGGCAGGCGGGGGAGUUGAAGGGAGCCAAGCUGAUUGGCUCGCGGUCUUACCCUCUCCAGGAUUGGCUGCUGGUCCCGUACGACGAAUCGGACAGCGCCACAUGGCACCAGACGUCGUUCAAUGAGUGCCUGGAGAAGGGGAUCGCAGUGGGGAAGGACGCCAUUGGCCGGCUGAAAGGCCGGUGGAGGAUCCUGCUGAGGCGGGCCGAGGGGAAAUUGCACGAGCUGCCCCGCUUGGUGGGGGCGUGCUGCGCGCUGCACAAUUUUCUGGAGCAGAAGGGCGAGGCGUUUGACCCUGACUGGGCGCACGAAGCCUUUGAUGACUUCAUCCCUGCGAAGAGGGCGGAUGAAGAGUCGCCGGUUGCUGUGGCGGAGAGGGAUGCGCUGGCCCAGGGGAUGUGUCAGGCAGUGCACGGGUGAGAGGGCGAUGCUGCCAAUGCUCUCUGAGGGGUUUGACGAGGGCCAGGUGCACGGGUGGGAGGGGUGCCUGCCUGCAACGAGGCGUUGGGGGAGGAAGGCAGCACGGAGGGAGGAGGAGGAGGAGGAGGAGGAGCCCUUGGCCGCUGCAGCGGAGAGGGGUGUGCUGGUCCACGGCCCAGGAGAUAUUUCAGGCUGUGCAUGGAAGGCAGGGGGAAGCUUCCUCCCCCGCUACAUCUCCGGUUGGCUGCAUGCAGUCUGCGCCUCCCCCAGAUGCAUCUGGGCGGCCCUCUGCAUCGUCAUCUCCGUGUGGCUCCGGUGGAUCCCAGCCAUUGAUGCCGUCAUCUCAGAUCAAGUCUCAGCCGUCCAUCCCAUCCUCAGCCCCUUCUUCCCCUCCAUCAACCGCUACAAGUGCAAAAAGGGCAUUAUGCCAUUUUGUGGGUGUGAUGUUCGGGUGCUGGAGAAUGUGGAGUAUUUGCAACAGCUGAAGCGGCUAGCACAAGAGGGAGGGGUGGCAUCCGACGUCCUUUUCCUCGCGUCCUUUUCCUCACGUCCAUCAGCGACACUCUCAAGGCCCAGCUACUGUCCCACUGCACGGCUGUGGUCUGCACUACACGUCUCUGGUGGACAUUUCCGCGGGACAUCUUUCGUGGGACUACGGGACAUUUUUCGUGGGACUAGGCUACCCUUCGCCAUGGGACAUUUUCCGUGGGACAUUUGCCCCGGGCCAUUGACUUUUCUGUCUCGUGCAGAAAGAGCAUUUAGGCACCGAGCCGUUGGAGGCCAUGGCAGCAAGCAAACCACUGGUGGCGUGCAACAGUGGAGGGCCAAGGCCCAGGGGCCAACGCAGAGCAUACUCCAUGGCAAGGCAGGGCGUUUGCUCGCCGUUGGCCCUCCAGUGGGGCCAACGGAGAGCAUACUCGAUGGCACGAUGGGUUUCCUCUGCGCUCCAAGCCUGCAGCUUCCAUGGGCGGGGUAGCUCAACAGCAUGUGGAGAAGUUUUCUACAGAGGUGUUUUGGUGACCGCCUGCAAGGAAUUUCUUUGGGUGAUGUGUUUGUAUAGUACCUUGCUUGCAUUAAUUUCACGUAACGAAAAACGUUUCACUCAUGGCGAUCCAUGCUUGGAUGAAGGCGUAUGCUUCAGAUUUCAAGUUGCAUC
This is a messenger RNA of Closterium sp. NIES-67, 4980 nucleotides long. The record is from the annotation of a GenBank genome assembly. NCBI's taxonomy places the organism in Eukaryota, Viridiplantae, Streptophyta, Zygnematophyceae, Desmidiales, Closteriaceae.